AUGGAGGACGCCACUACCCUUUCGUCUCGGAGGUCAUCAGGCGCGAGCCCACAGAACACCGCCGGGCUGACCGGACAGGGAGGGGUUGUGGCGUCUGCGGUCCCGAGCGCAGCGUCGGGGUCAGCUGGCGCGACGGGUGUUGCCCCGCCACUGUCAGCCAAUGACAUUACCGAGCGUCUUACCAUGGAGAAGCUGACUAUGCUUGACAACAUUGUCAGUGAGGCCCAAAGUGCGAGGGCGGCUCUCCUCAGCGGUCAAGCCGAUCACCUCCCGGUCGCACUGAACAAGAUCAGUAAUCAGCUCGACAAAGCCGGUGAGCUCGGGUUUGCCCGCACACCCCGCGAGACGACGCCAAACUCUGGGUCAAACAACAGCAUCUCUCCGAGAAACUACUCUCCGUCCGCUCAGUCGAGUCUCAACGUCCCCUCGCAGCAGACUCUGCCAGUAGCUCCAGCCGCUGCCCCGGGUCUAUCCCUUCUCCCGCCACUGCCGAUAGGCCAGCCAAUGUCCUCUGCAGCGACGACAGCUGCGGCCUCUACCAACGCAUCCGCGGCUGCCUCGACGGUAGCGUCCGCCCUCAGUUCGCCCGUGACCUCAAGUCUUAUGCGCCCGGGGACCAACGCCGCCGAACUGGUUGUUGGCACAGCACCUCCUCCUCCUUUGGUACACUCGCACUCGUACCCCAACGGCCACUCUCUGCCAGGUCAAGUUCACCACGCGUCUGCCCCCGUCCCGACAACGCCUGUCAACGCAACAUUCAACCAGGCUGCUAUGGGUGUCCAUAUGCCCGCCGUGUCCUCGCCACUGGCAGUGCUGCCACCGUCCCGACCUGCAAGCCCCCGCAUGCACCAGCAGCAGUGGGGAAUGCCCGACAACCAACAGCAGCACUCUGAGGCGCCCAAGUCCCGCCGCCCCUCGCUCAUCGAGCAGCGUGCCGAUGGACGCCCGAUUGCUCGCGCGCGCAGCUCGUCGUCCGCCAAGCCUGGACAGCAGCUGAGUAUGAGCACGAGCACAAGUGUCCCGCCGUCCGCGUGGCAGUCCCGUGCCGGCUCUCCAGCUGAUGAUGAUGAUGACGACGACGACGAUGACGACGAUGAUGAUGCUGCUCAGCGGCGUCCCAAGCGCAGGCGUAGCUCGGCUGGUCCGGACGCGUCCGAAGUUGGGCCUACGUCUGGCGUUCACAUCUCGGAUGAUGUUCGCAGCCAGCUGGAUACGAUAUUCCAGGAGUUCUUGAGCAAGGUGUGCUCCAAUCUCGAUGCUGUGGACAGCAAGGGCGAGAAGCUUCACCAGGUGCUCAUGCCCAAAAAGAUGCAGCGCCUGGACGAGUCCCCCGACUACCGCCCUUUCAAGUUCCGCAUCCAGGCAUUCACCAACGCCUUCCACGAGGAGCUGAUCGCUCGUGGCAUAACUGAGGAGACCAUGUCGAUCAAGAAGGUCAAGGUGUAUUUGUGGCACCAGGAUCUGAUCUCGCGCUUCAAUGCCGACGGCAAGAAGGCCAAAUCAAAGGGCAACCACAUCUGGCACAUUGAUGCUAAGAAGCUGCCGGGCGGUGGCUGGAUCUUCCGCCCCUUCAAGCGCAAAAUCAUUGGUACUCCUCCCACCUUUGCCGUGAUCAACCAGCGGUACGAGUGGGAGCCCAAAAUCUGGGACCCGAUGGCCCCCUCGAGCAGCAUCAAGCCUACGUUUAGCUCGCCGCCUGGCUCGCUCCCCCACUGGCUCAAGUGGGAGGAUGGCAAGCUCACCGGCAUCCCGGACCAGCCGCACAUGCCAAUCACUGUGCAUGUCAAGGCCGACUUUAUCGACGGCGCUCACCGCCCUGCCUCUGCCACAACGGAGUUUACCAUCCAGGUGGUCAGCAUGCCGUUGCCUAUGGCCGACGAGGCGGUCUUUGGCAACCCAGUGAUGCAGUGGGCGCCUGAUCACACGCUUGGCAUGCCGCCCCCCAUGCCAAUGGUGCAGGGCUCGUGAGUGUCCCUUUGCUUGGCUUUGACUAUGGCUUUGGCUAACGACCAGCAUGCCCUUUGGCUCGGUCCCCAUGUACCAAGCCCAGCCGGGCUUUGGUCCUUGACAUGACGAGCCUUCCUUGCCUCACCUCUUGUUUUCCAAGGUGUAACAGUCUGAAAUGACCUGUGUGACGU
Cutaneotrichosporon oleaginosum is the source of this 2138-nucleotide messenger RNA. RefSeq lists its product as uncharacterized. The record is from RefSeq and is a predicted model, not a curated record. Lineage: Eukaryota; Fungi; Basidiomycota; Tremellomycetes; Trichosporonales; Trichosporonaceae.